This is a messenger RNA of Botrytis deweyae, 2513 nucleotides long. RefSeq lists its product as uncharacterized. NCBI's taxonomy places the organism in Eukaryota, Fungi, Ascomycota, Leotiomycetes, Helotiales, Sclerotiniaceae. The record is from RefSeq and is a predicted model, not a curated record. The transcript is spliced from 3 exons. The coding region runs from base 1292 to 2104 and encodes 270 amino acids.
CGCAGCAGUCAAAACCUUUAGUUGAGGAUUGAUUUUCACACGAUAAGAACAGUAGCGAUUGCUAGACGGAUUAUUCAGCGACACAAUUCCCGAAAUAUAACCUUAAGUCUUGUGACCUGGACGCCCGUGACACCACCUUGCCUCCUUGCGAUCCUUCAACCCGUACAAAAUCACCAUCCCAAGUCCAAACACGACAAUUAUUCAUCCCAACAAUUUCUCAUCACAUCAUAAGAAAAUCAAUUGCAUCCUCCGCCCGUUCAAAACCUUAAAAGAACCUAUAAUCAGACGAUAUCAACGUACAGACGUGCAUUCAACCCAUGUUAUUGAAACUUGGGACGUUUUAAGGUUGUCGGAGUUGAUACACCUCCGUGCUUCAUGUACUCGCUUGCUUACAAUGCCAUGGACGGACAUGAUUGAAGCCGAGGAGAGUUAAGGGUUGGCAAUGGGAUGAAAAGACUGGAUUUCUUUUACAUGGGCAGUAAUAAUGCUUGUGUUGCUAUCGAGAAAGAGGAAUGGUGGUUUGGGUGCGAUUCGAGUAUAAGACAGUUGUUGAAGAAAGAUAUACAUACAUACACCUAAAGUUAGGCUAACCCCCUGUCAUAUGCGAAGUUUUGCCAUCAUAUGAAGAGACCGAAUAGGGAGGCAAUGUACACACCAUUAAGGCCCAGCCUUACACAUACUACCCCAAACAUCUCCAUUUAUCAACCUUUAAGCAAAGCAUCCAAAGAUGAUACACACCAUCUCAACUUCAAAAGAUAGUUACAUGCCAAGCCUUCACUCCUGUCAUCUUAUCUCAAUCAUCAUCCGUAGUUUUGGUUCCCGUCAAGAGACCUAACCCCUGGAGUUUUAAAACUCCCUUCCCCAAACACUUCAAAAGUCAUUUCUGUUACAACCCCAACCUUCAUGAUGUCCUUGAAUAUUCUUGGAAGAAGGAAUUGUAUUGAAGUUACCUCAUGUGUAUCGCCAAGGUUGGAACAAUCGGACAAGCAUGUUGGAGAUCAUUCAAUCUUCGUUUUUGCUUAAUUAUGCCUUCUUUCUCCCUCGAUGUAGGUUUUGAUUUUUUGAUAUUCAUCUCUUGUAUUUUACUUUGUCUACUGUUUCUUUCUCUCUUCGUCAUUCUUCCUACUAUCUCUUAUAAUAUAUACGUAUUCUUUAAUUGUUUUGUCGGCGAGUACGAUAUACAUACAUCAAGCGCUAGUCGCCAUCAGUCUAUUCUGCUCUAUUCUAUAAUUUUUAGAAAGACUUAUUCACACAGUAGUUCUCUAACUUCACAACUAUUCAUUCUAUCAAAAUGCAUUUCACUCAGUCUCUCCUCCUUUCCGCCUGGAGCAUCAGCACUGUCUAUGCCGCAGCCAAUACAAGCACUUCUCAAACCCAUAUAGUCCGCGUCGGCCAGGCCAACAAUAGCACUGCACUUAGAUACUUCCCCGACAACAUUUCAGCCAAAGUAGGCGAUACAAUCCAGUUUCAAUUCGCAGCCGGAAACCACACCGUUACCCAAUCCACUUUCGACGCACCCUGCGUUCCAAUUAGCCAAAGCUCAAAUAACACAGGUGUUUAUAGUGGCUUUAUGAAUGUAGCUGCUGGAUUGAAUAGUACGGGUAUGGUACCAGUAUUCAGCAUGCCGGUUAAGGUCGCUACACCUUUGUGGUUUUAUUGUAGUCAGGGAAAGCAUUGUCAAAAUGGAAUGGUUUUGGUGGUCAACGAGAACACCGCAGCGAACUCAACCCGCUCUCUCGCAAACUUCGCAGCACUAGCAGCAAAAGCCACAAAAAAUAUCGCCCCUACAUCCAACGGUACUUCGUCCACUUCUUCUUCCUCUUCCUCGACUUCUAAUUCGGGCUCUUCGGGAUCAACGGGCUCUUCCUCGGGCUCUUCCUCCGGCUCUUCGGGCUCAGAUUCCUCAUCCACAGCAACAACACUCUCUCCAGCCUCAGGUACAUCUUCUAGUAACAGCGGCGAUUCAUCUGCAGCUGCAUCCGGAACAGCCACCACCAGCACGAGUCUUACGGCCGCUACUGCAAAUGCAGGAAAUAGAUUUGGAGUCCACAAUGCGAUGGGAUAUGUGGGCGCACUUGGAGCUGGUGUAAUGGUUUUGCUGUGAGGGGUUGAUUGAUAAGUUCGAUGAUGGAUGAUGGAAAAGAGAUAUCUAAAAGAUGAGAGAAAAGUAAAUUUGGUGGAAAUAAUGCGGAAAAUAAAAGAAAAGAUGAUUCGUUAAUGUAUCACUAUGCAUAUAUGCAUUAUACCGCGAUCCUGUGGACGGGACGCGAUGAUGGCGUAUGGAGAUUACUCUCUACUUUUUUUUUUGUUUAAUUCGCUGGAUGAUAAAGCGAUGUAUCAUGAUGAGAUAGAAUAGAUGAUGUCUGUCAUAUCCAUAUAACUUUCGUCAUCAUGUAUGUACAUGUGAAGUGCUCGUUCAUACUAGAGUCAAAUGCACUAGACAAGAUUAGAUAGUUAAUAACUGGCCCUCUUGAACAAUAUUCAGAUUGGAGAUAGAUGGCUCCUUGACUUCA